Pisolithus orientalis is the source of this 1500-nucleotide messenger RNA. RefSeq lists its product as uncharacterized. Lineage: Eukaryota; Fungi; Basidiomycota; Agaricomycetes; Boletales; Pisolithaceae. The record is from RefSeq and is a predicted model, not a curated record. Bases 1 to 1500 code for a protein of 499 amino acids. The transcript is spliced from 5 exons.
AUGUUCGGCCUCAAGAUUCUGUGUCGAGGCUCGCCCAAAGCACCAAGCUUCUCUGGGCGCCCCAAGGACCUUCGAAGCUAUUUUGAUGACAUAAUUGACUUCUGUGAUGGGUUCGGCCUCUCGGACGGGCUCGUGUGCAUCAAAUUCGCGCUCAAAUAUGCGCCUUUUGAGUCAGCUGACCUCUGGUCCCACUUCGUCAGUAGUAGCAAAGGAGAUUGGGCUCGUUUUACCUCGGAAGUCACUCAGCAGCACCCAGAAUUGGACGAAACAAGUCGAAGUCAUGCCACCGAGCUUGCCGGCCUAAAGGUUGGAUUUGCGAGUUCAGAUGUUGUCUCAAUGUCAUCCCUAGGGCAAUAUUAUCACAAUUUCUGUCGAAUUUCGUUAUCUCUCGAGAACCUACUGGGUCCAUUGCCCCACCUAGCCAGUAUGUUCAAGUAUGGGUUCCCUCCAGAGUUCAGGCGAGAGGUGCUCGGACACCACAAUGCAUCAGAGUAUUCUGUGCUCAGUCUAAUGUCUACAGCUAAGGAGGUCCUGAGGUCGAGCGGCGGCCUCUGGAAGAGCAGCAAGGUCGACAGUUCAUGCACGCAGCCACCACAUGCCUCAGACAAUCAUUCCCCCCGUCGUUCAUAUUUGUUCUGCUUCUUCUGUGGACUUUCAGGCCAUAUUCAGGCAGGUUGCCAUUCGUUCAAGUCAUAUUUAGCUUCGGGAAAGUGUCUACUCGUAAACGGCUGCAUUUUUCUACCUACUGGACUGGAAAUCCCGCAUGAAGUUGCUGGACGAACUCUGCGAGACCGUCUCGACAGCUGGUCUUCGUUGACAAGCGAGUUCGAGGCUCGUACGGGCCCAUCGCCUGCUCGCUCGCUUUCACCCACAGCCCCACCCUCUCGAAGCGUGUUCGACACACCAUCGCGCAUACCCGCUCAGACGAGCAUUGUGUCUACUCGGUCCCUACCUACUGUCCAGCUCGAGCCAGCAGUACCAGACCCACCAGCCGUUCCGUCUCGUCGCUCCCACAGUCGAGGUGGCCAUGUGGCCGAGGCUGAUUGCCCUCGCAUCCUCGUUCACGCUCGCGCUCGCAGACUCGAAUGGCUCACCCCCUUCUUCCUCGUCAUCGUUGUCCUCACGCUCGCGCUCUCGUUCACGUUCGAGGAAGGCGGAUUCAUACAUCCAUUCCAAGCCGAAGCGGUCGCACAGCCGCAGUCACAUGCCCCGGCGCUCUCGAAGAGCGCGUUAACACUGCAUUAUGGAUUUACCUACUCAUUAUGCGGAGUUUUCGGCUCUAGUCCCCCACGGGAGGAUUGUAGUCCGCGACGAAUGCUCCAUGUUGAUAUCAGGAUUGUUCUGAUAGGUCCAGUAGCUCUGGAGAUAUUUGCAUUUUUGUGCGAAGGCCCAUCCUCGAGGUCUUGCCAUAGUCGCUCACGCAGUUCUGCGUCUCUCCUCUCGCUUUUCGGGUCGUUCAUCCUGCUCGCUGAACCCUUCCUGGGGCCAUCUACCUUGUAA